GGCAUUUUGGGCAGCAGGGGUGCGUGGGGGGGUGCAGAGCUCGGCCCCCCCCGCUCCGGCACAUCCGCUGCGCGGGGCAGGAAGUUGGGGGGGGCUCCCCCAUCUCGGAGCGCACCCGCGGCAUCGGGACCCGCUCUGGUUUCACCCACUGAUGGCUGCCCCGCGAUGGCACCCGCUGCUGCUGGCGCUGGCGGGGCCGGCGGCCGCCGGGGACCCCGCGGUGGCCCGCAAUGACCGGGCGGUGGCCGCGCUGCUGGGGCUGCUGCUGUGCCUGGCGCUGGGGCUGGCGCUGGCCUGGCACCACCUGUGCCGCCUCUCGGCCGGCCGGUACUACCCCCGGCCCCUGGGCCGCCGGGCGCUGCAGCUGCUGCGGGGGCAAUGGCACCGGCUGCGCUCACCGCGGGAGCCCGCCGCGGGCCCCGGGGACGGGCACGGGGAGGUGGCCGUGCGGGACGAGGAGGAAGAGCUGAUGCCCUGGAGCCUGGAGCGGCGGCCGCAGCAGGAGGAGGAGGAUGAGCAGGAGGAGGAUGAGCGGGCGGAGGAUGAGAAGGAGGAGGAUGAGGAGGAGGCCGAGGCAGCGCCAGAGGGCGGGGAGAGCCCCCUGAGUGAGGGGCAGGCGGCGGGGGGCAGCGCCGAGGCUCUGCUCAGUGACCUGCACGCCUUCUCGGGGACAGCGGCCUGGGGGGACGCGCGGCCACACGUCACCGCCUUGUGACAUCACCGUCCUGACGUCACCACCCUUUGAUGUCACCUCCCUGUAGUGUCACCUCCUUGUAAUGUCGCUGCCCCGUAAUUUCACCUCCCUGUAGUGUCACUGCCCUGUAGUGUCACCUCCUUGUAGUGUCACCUCCCUGUAGUGUCACCGCCCUGUAGUGUCACUGCCCUGCCAGUAAAGGGACCCCUUCUCUGACCCCUGCCAGCCCCCAGCCAAGGCUCCUGUUGGCUGCAGGAGCCUUGUCCGAAUUUGCACUGACCAAUAAAAGAGCGGCUUUGGGGGCAGAGCA
Messenger RNA from Haemorhous mexicanus (house finch), 1004 nucleotides. RefSeq names its product protein tyrosine phosphatase receptor type C associated protein (gene PTPRCAP). Lineage: Eukaryota; Metazoa; Chordata; Aves; Passeriformes; Fringillidae. The record is from RefSeq and is a predicted model, not a curated record. The coding region runs from base 152 to 715 and encodes 187 amino acids. Gene Ontology annotation, cellular component: plasma membrane. The transcript is spliced from 2 exons.